AUGGUGACUGUCGAAGAAGCCACCGCGCUUCUGCAAAAGCCAGCUGACGCAAACACAUCCUCGUCGAAUCUCAUCCGCGUACCCUCGACCUACAAACCCCUUCACACCUUUGAUCUCCCCAAGGAGCGCUCGUACCAGCAACAGUAUGCCGACGUCUACUUCCUGCGCCUCACCUCCAUCCGACCCGCCGUCGACGCAGUCGCCGCAGAGGCAUGGGACGGCACCAUCAUAGGCGGUGAGGAGGCCCGCCACGUCAACCGUGUUCUCGACGUCCGCCAGGGCGAGCUUUGCUGGGUGACGGGGACAGUCUACAUGGACAUGGCGCUGAAGCCCAAUAUCUUGGAGGACGUUUCCAAGGAUCGUUGGAUCUCUGCUCCCAUCUCCACGGACCGCUACUACUCCGACGAAGACAAGGACACAAUCAUGCUCGAAGACGACUCGGGUCGCAUCCGCCUUGUCGGCGACAUCCUCAAGUCCAUCCACCUCGUCACGGGCACAAUCAUCGGUGUCAUGGGCUCCGAAAACGCAAACGGCGAGCUGGAAGUCAUCGACGUAAAGUUUCCCGACAUCGCGCCCCAACCCACUCGCUGGACCCUCGCAAAUGACCCAUCGGAAGACCACGACAUGUCCGGCACCGCCUCCACCCCGUCUCAGCGCCCCUCCUCGAAAAUCGCCAUCAUCUCAGGCCUCUCCUUCUCGAGCACCGACGCCUCCUACGCCCUCGAACUCGCCCUCCUCCUCGAAUACCUCCUCGGUGAAGCCCUCUCCCCCGCGACCCAAUCCGAGCUCACCAGCAUCUCCCGCCUCAUUAUUGCAGGAAACUCAAUCGACACCACAACGCCCACCGGCGUCGCCGACAACAACAACACCACCAGCACAACCAACGGCAGCAAAGCAUCAAAUACCAAUAAGAAGUACGGCUACGACGCGAGCGCGUACAAUCCGCUCCCCAGCCAGCUCUUUGACGACUUCCUCGCGGACCUCCUCCCCUCCAUCCCCGUCACCCUCAUGCCCGGCACCCAGGACCCGGCCAACGCGAGCUAUCCGCAACAGCCGAUCCACUCGGCCAUGUUCCCACGCUCGCGACCCUACUGCGCCGCCCCGGACGCCAAGGAACCCGGCUGGCUCGACACCACGACGAACCCCUGGGAGGGCGAGGUCGACGGGUGGAGGAUGCUCGGCACCGGCGGCCAGAACGUCGACGACGUCUUCAAGUACGUCGACAGUGAUGAUCGUUUAGGCAUGAUGGAGGCCAUGUGCAGAUGGCGGUGCAGUGCGCCGACCGCACCGGAUACACUUUGGGCCUACCCCUUUCAAGACGACGACCCGUUCGUCAUGAAGAACGCGCCCCAUCUCUUCUUCGUCGGCUGCCAGCCCGAGUUCUCGACCAAAGUCAUUGAGGGCGGCGACGGCCAGCAGGUCCGGCUCAUCACCGUGCCGUCCUUUGCAGAGACCAAGGAGCUGGUGUUGGUGGAUACGGAGACACUGGAAGUUUCAAAGAUCAAGAUCACGGCGGCGGGAGCCACGGCAACGGCAUCAUGA
Messenger RNA from Colletotrichum orchidophilum, 1542 nucleotides. RefSeq names its product DNA polymerase alpha/epsilon subunit B. The record is from RefSeq and is a predicted model, not a curated record. The transcript is spliced from 4 exons. Gene Ontology annotation, cellular component: delta DNA polymerase complex. Lineage: Eukaryota; Fungi; Ascomycota; Sordariomycetes; Glomerellales; Glomerellaceae. Gene Ontology annotation, biological process: DNA replication; DNA strand elongation involved in DNA replication. The coding region runs from base 1 to 1542 and encodes 513 amino acids. Gene Ontology annotation, molecular function: DNA binding.